GACUCAUAGCAUCCCGCCUGGGGGCCAGUGAACAGCCAUGAUGCUGAACUGGAAGCUGCUGGGGUUCCUGGUCCUCUGCCUAUGCGCUGGAGGCAUCUCAGGCAGUGGGGACCCCUCUCCCAGACCCACAGACGCCCAAGAAGAAGAGGAGUCCACAGCACUGCCUCUGGGCCCGCCAAUCCCUGGCGACCCUUGGCCAGGGGUACCGCCUCUGUUUGACGACCCUCCACCUCCAGGCUCCAACCGCCCCUGGAGAGAUCUGCCUAAUGCUGGUGCCUGGCCCCCAGAGCCCCCUAGCACGAAUCCCCCUCACCCCCCUCUGCCUGAUGACCCCUGGCCGGCAGGGACCCAACUGCCAGAAAACCCCUGGCCACCUGCCCCUGAGAUGUACCAUGAACCUCAAGAGGAACCAGACCUUGACCCACCCCAGGAGGAAUACAGAUAGAGGGGGGCCCCAGAACUUGAGCCUCCACAGAGCACACCCAAGCCCAGGGAUUUAUCCUGCUGCCCCCUUAAUCUCAGUUUUUCCUACUUUCCUAGUUCCCUUCCUCAACCUCUGAUUGGAUGGUACUCAGGUGUUCUGCAGCACCCCCUCCACCUCAAGGUCCA
This is a messenger RNA of Acomys russatus (golden spiny mouse), 609 nucleotides long. RefSeq names its product psoriasis susceptibility 1 candidate 2 (gene Psors1c2). NCBI's taxonomy places the organism in Eukaryota, Metazoa, Chordata, Mammalia, Rodentia, Muridae. Bases 38 to 445 code for a protein of 135 amino acids. The transcript has 2 exons. The record is from RefSeq and is a predicted model, not a curated record.